Messenger RNA from Pseudoliparis swirei, 700 nucleotides. RefSeq names its product calneuron 2 (gene caln2). NCBI's taxonomy places the organism in Eukaryota, Metazoa, Chordata, Actinopteri, Perciformes, Liparidae. Gene Ontology annotation, molecular function: calcium ion binding. The coding region runs from base 1 to 657 and encodes 218 amino acids. The record is from RefSeq and is a predicted model, not a curated record. The transcript is spliced from 5 exons.
AUGCCGUUCCAUCAAGUGCGGGCGGGCCUGCUCUAUCCAGACAACUACCUGAGCAGCUCCCUGACAGAGGGCAGCGAAGCCUUCCAGCUCAACAGCAUCUCCACAGAGGAGCUGGGAGAGAUCCGUGACGCCUUUCGUAUUUUGGAUCGAGAUGGGAAUGGAUACAUCUCCAAACAGGAGCUGGGCAUGGCCAUGCGCUCCCUGGGUUACAUGCCCAGUGAAGUGGAGCUGGCCAUCAUCAUGCAGAGACUGGACAUGGAUGGGGACGGCCAGGUGGACUUUGAGGAGUUUAUGACGAUACUGGGGCCCAAACUUCUGUCAUCUGACAACCGAGAAGGAUUCCUCGGAAGCACCAUCGACAACAUCUUCUGGCAGUUUGACAUGCAGCAGCUGUCUCUGGAUGACCUGAAGCAGGUGCUGUUCCACGCCUUCCGGGAACACCUGACAAUGAAGGACAUAGAGAACAUCAUCAUCACCGAGGAGGAGAGUCUCAAUGAAACCUCAGGGAACUGCCCUGAGUAUGAGGGAGUUCAUCCUAAGAAGAAGAAUCGACAGACGUGUGUCAGGAAAAGCCUGAUCUGCGCCUUCGCUAUGGCUUUCAUCAUCAGUGUCAUGCUCAUCGCAGCCAAUCAGAUGCUGCGGAACGGCAUGGAGUAACCGAUUGCACUGUGAGCAUGGGGAGUGUACAGGACAGCCAUGA